Messenger RNA from Tricharina praecox, 774 nucleotides. RefSeq lists its product as uncharacterized. The transcript has 3 exons. NCBI's taxonomy places the organism in Eukaryota, Fungi, Ascomycota, Pezizomycetes, Pezizales, Pyronemataceae. The record is from RefSeq and is a predicted model, not a curated record. The coding region runs from base 1 to 774 and encodes 257 amino acids.
AUGUCAGCGAUAUACGUGACCUUCGUUGGCUACGGCUACUACAGCACCCCGAGCCCGCGCGCGGGCGAGCACUUCCGGGUCCUUCUUACGCCGGCCCUCCUCGGCGCCCUCCAGGUGUACCACAUACGGGUGCGGGAGCGCCUCACAAAACUGUCCAAGGUGGCCUUUGACGCUGGCCUCAUGGACCGUGCGUUGAUCGAGACGCUGCACGAGGGACACAUGAUAGCAGACUCGCUCUUGUGCGGGAUACUCGAGGAGAUCGCGGAGGACGAACGGUCCCAGAGGAUGCUGAGCUGCAGAGGCCUCUCCGAGAUCGAUGCCGUGGCGUAUAUUAGGGAUGCUAUCCUCCCCGUCUUCAGGCCCGCGCUGCUCUCGUGGAACUCGUAUCGCAGGUUCGCCGCAGCCAGGACGAUAGAACUGUACUUCCCUGGCCUUCAGGGCGAAUACCAAUCACGCCCCUACGUGUCCGCGCUCUCGGCGCUUCUCCUGGACGAUCUAGUGCGAGACUGGCUCUCCGAGGACCUUUCGCUCGAGGAGUUCCAGCUGCCUGCGGGAGCACACAGCUGGCGGAAGCUCGUGACGCACGAUCUCGGCAUCUGUUGUCGGUUGGCACUGCGCGGCACGGAUUUUAUGAGGGUGGGCUUUCUGUGGAGUUUGAGCUCGAAGGGGAGGCUGCAUCGGAGGGUGGUUGGAAGGUUGCAGUUGGGACAUAUACCCAGUGAGAGGUGGGACAAUGAUACGAGUGAGGAAGAGGGGGACGAUGGGGGGAAAUAG